Molecule: messenger RNA, 16024 nt
Organism: Xyrichtys novacula (pearly razorfish)
Lineage: Eukaryota; Metazoa; Chordata; Actinopteri; Labriformes; Labridae
Source: the annotation of a GenBank genome assembly
GAGAUAGAGAUCCGCUGUCCCUCCCGCACACACGCACACACAUACUGACCCUGACACACACGCUGAAACUCUAACACACACUCUCUCUCUCACACACACUCACACACCCACGGAGAGCGGGACCGAGCGGAGCAGCGUGUCCGGAGAGGAGGACUGGUGACCGGUGAGUCUCUGAGCUUCAUCCCCCCGGAGCUCCAUCACCGAUCAGCUGUCAGCGUGUGUGUUUGUGUGUGUGUGCGUGCGUCAGUGGGUGUGAGUGUGUCUCCUUUACCCAAACUUUUACUUCGUUAUUGAUCUCAGAUUUUAUUCCCGUCAGCUGAUCGAUCGCUUCUCCAGCGGAUCAAUAAUCUGUAUAUGUGUGUGAGAGUGUGUGUGUUUAUGAGUGUAUGUGAAAUAAUUUGUGUGUGUGUGUGUGUGUGUGUGUUUGUUGACGUUGAUGCAGGAAACUGGAGAUGGAGAGGGACCACUCCCAGUAUGUGUGUGUGUGUGUGUGUGUGUGUGUGUGUGUGUGUCACAUACUUUUUCCUCGAACUUUAACAAACUUAUGAAGAAAUAAUGUCCUUUAGAAAUGAAUAAAUCAAUAAAAAGGUAUUUAAUGUUGACUUUACUUACGAACAAACUCAUCCAGUGGUCUCUGGUGUUUUAUUUUCAGUUUAUUACUCUUAUAUUUUAGUAUCAGUCCAGUGAUAUCGGUGUGUUUGUUCCUUUAUUUGGUCCACUGUUGUCUAAAGUUGAUAUUUGCUGGUUUAGUCGAGGGCUUGGUCAGAUAUCCUCCAAACUUCAGAUCAAAGUUAGGCUCUAUGUUUUGGUGUUUUAGUCCAGGUUUUGGCCUUGUACUGUUAAGUGUUUAUGUCCAUUCUUGUCUGGUUUUAUAACUUUGGUUUGGUCCAUUAUUCUCUGGUGUUUUAGUCAUUUUUAAGUCUACUUGUGUUGACUGAGGUUAGACCAUUAAUUGGCCAAUAUUUAGCGUUUAGCUGAUUAUCUGUCUCAGCAUUUAUUAGACAUAUUACCGGUAAAACCACUCAAGAGUGCACUCAUUCGGCCCUGCAGUUGGUGUGUCUUUUCCUUUCAGUCUGUUUCUACUCUUCUCCUGAGUGACAUGACUAAGUGUAAGUUCACAGGUUAACAGUUAACUCCUGUAUAAUGACAGUAAACGUUCUCAGCUUUGACAAAAAGUUGUUGGUUUUUACUGAAAAUAGAGAACUAUGAAUAAUCAGUACUGAUAAACUGUCCUGAAAAAAGAAAACAAUAUUAGUCAACCCCUAACUUUGAUAAUGGUUCAGUCCGUUAUUCUCGAGGGUUAAAUCUGUAACUUGGUUCAUAUUUUUCAGUGUAACGGCCAAAGUUUGGACUGUGAUUGUCUGGUGUCGAACUAGGGUGUGGUCCAUAACCCCAUGUUUAAGUCAUGGUUCGGUCCAUUAUUCUCAUGGCUUGGUCCAUUAUUCUCUGGUGUUUAAGCCAUGGUUCGGUCCAUAAUUCUCUGUUUUUAGACCAAGGUUGGGUUCUUUACCCCCUGAUGUUAAAGCCAUGGUUCGGUCCAUUAUUCUCCAGCCAUGCUCCGGACCAUUAUUGACAGGGUUAUAGCCCAUAUUUGGUCUGAUAUUUUUUGUGCUUUUAGCCAUGGUUUGAUCUGUUAUUCUCAGGUGUUUGAGCCAUGGUCUGGUCCAUUAUUCUUUGUCUGGUCCAUUAUUCUCUGUGUUUAGACCAUGGUUUGGUCUGUUAUUCUCUGGUGUCCGCCUAUUAUCUUCCAGCCAUGGUUUGACCCAUUAUCCCCUGGUGUUAAAACCAUAGUUCCGCCCAUUAUUCUCCAGCCAUGGUUUGACCCAUUAUUCUCUUGGGUUUAAGGCAUGGUUCGGCCCAUUAUUGACACGGUUAUAGCCCACAUUUUCUGUGCUUUUAGCCAUGGUUUGGUCCAUUUUCUUCUGGUGGUUUUUCCUUGGUUUUGUUCCAAACAUCAGUUCUGUUAAAGACCAAAACAUUUUCCAAUGACUUAAGUCCUGGUUUUGUUCUGUAUCCCUGAUAUUCAAGACUUUUAUGGAUCCAAUAUUCUGUUGGAAGUUAAGCCCAUGUUAUGACCAAUACUCAGAAGUUUAGGCUUGGUUUGGAUCAGUACUCACGGGUGCUUUGGCCCUGAUCGGAGAUCAUAUUCACUGGCAUCUAGACCAUGGAUUUUUCGAGUAUCUGUCCCGGUCCUGUCUACUAUCUUUUCAGGUCCCAUAUAUUCUUUAUUUAGCUCUAGUCUGAGCCCGUUUAGCUGCUGUUAGCCUUGAUUUAGAUUUUUUAGUUAAAAUGUUUUCUUUUCCAGUUUCUUUGAGAAAAAAAAACCCAGACCAACGCUGCCGUUCUGACAGAUGACAUCACUGACUGUAGGCAGUUGCACGCGCUCAGAUUUGAUUCAGAAACAUCCUCGUCAGCUCGCACAGUUUCAUAUUUCCCAGACCAAAACAGGAAGUCAGAGUGUGACAUACGUCAGAGAUUGCCCACUUGGUACUGAUGUGAAUCAUUCAGCUCUCACAGACUAUAGAUAUGUACACAUGACUCAGUUUGUCCCAGUUCUUCAGGUGUUUGAACCCAGUGGGGUCCAGUUUCUCUGUUGGUUUGACCCAAAGUGGUCCAGUUUCUUCACUGGUUUGACUCCAGUGUGGUCCAGUUCCUCUGCUGGAUUCAGGUUGUUUGUUGUAUUAUUCCUUUAACAAUGCUUCGUCAAAUAUUUCCAGUUUUCUAGCCGUGGUUUUGUUCCAAAAGUACCCUGUGGUCUGGUUCAUUAUUCUUGGUUCUUUCAGUUCCUGUUUUUUCAUGAUAGAUGUCCUGUUCUUGUUUUGUCGUUUUUCAAUUUUAAUUUCAAUAUAUUUUUUCUCAGUCCUGUUUUUUCCUGAUCUUCAGAUCAGUUUUGUUUUCACAGUAUUUGCACUACAGAUAAACCAUCAGACCUUUGGGCUAAUUUAUGGUACUUUAAACAAAUCAGUAUCAGACAUUCAGGCUCAUGAGGCCCAUCAAAAGUCUGUGACCAGCUGAGGUUAACCUGCUCUUAAAUGAUCUUUUUUCUGUCAGAUUAAAAUGAGUUUCUAGAUGACCACGUGCCUUCAUUUAUGAUGUCCAAUAAUAGAACAGAUCUAUUUUCAACCUAAGGAAAACCUCAACCUUUGUCAUUCCCAUGUUGACUCAUAUUUGACAUUUUGUUCUAUUUCAGUAGUUCAGUGAAAUAUUCGUCAAACGUUCAGCCGCGGUUUGGCCAAGUAUUCUUCAGUGUAGAGGUUCUGGUUUAUACGAACAUCCUUUAGUUGCCUGUUUUUAUUGAUUAACCUGAUUGUUGAACCGGCUCAGUGUGAUAUUUUGUGAUCUGGUCCUGUAUUAGUACACUGGUUUUUGGCAUUUAAACUAGAUUUUUGUCUGGUACUUUCUGGUGCUCUGAAUCUUGGUUAGUCCUUCAUUUCAUUUAGAGUUGUUCGGUUUGAUCCUCUCUGGUGUUUUUUUUGACUGAAAAAUCUGCAGGUAUCUGAUCCCUGAUCUGAGGGGACAUGAUAAGUUGAUUAUUGGACUGGGUCAGUUAUCUUUGGUGUUCUCUCUGGUGGUUCCAUACUGAUGAGUUUUUUGUAAUCCAAGUUUGGACAGCUGUUUCUGUCCUUUUGGUUCAAACUGCUGUGAUGUUUUCACUCAGAUGUAUUUGGUACUUUCAUGGUCCAAUAUUCUCUGAUGCUUUGGUCGUGUGAAACUCUUGCUUUCUUGUCCAAAAUUCUUGCAGGUUUUAGUCCUGGUAGGUAAUUCAUUGUAUAUUAGUCUCUGUUUUUGGCGUUGUUCAGUGCAAUAUUCUUCAUGGACAAUUUGGUCCUGUCACAAUGAAUAUUUAUCCCAGGUUAGGUUGGACUAUGGUGGUAAUUUUAGUCCAGAUUUGUUGGCUCAAGUGUUUUCUUAAACUCCGCUCUCUUACUUUGAGUUGGUUCCUUUCUUGUCUUGUGUGUCAGACCCACUGUGACCCAGCUGCUUUUAAGCUGCUGUUUUAACAGUGAGUUGGUGUUUGGACUCUUCCAAUAUUUUAGCUGGGGUUUAGACUUAAAUACCAGUUUUUUAAAACUGAAUUUCCUGACUUAUCGUCAAUAUUUGAUAAAAAAAUAAAAAUAGCUCAAGAAGUGCAUCUCAACACCACAAAAAUAGGAACUUUUACACAUUAAAAAGGAUCAGAGGAACUUUUUUGUAUAUUUUAUCCCCUUAAAACCAUCUUGAGAAUUUUUAUUUUCAAUAUUUUCACUGAAAGUAUUUCGAUAAGGGAACUUAUUUUCACUUUUUAUUCUGUAGAGAAGCAGCUAUUUCAGCUAUAUUUUGCCUUUCUUAAUGGAGAAGUCACCACAGAGGAUUUGCUCUCCUGCUCACCCUUAAGUAUACCACUGCUGGUUUUAUAGAAUGUUUUUGUUGGUUUAACUUCAUCAGAUGUUUUAGUUCUUGGUCUGUUCUUGUCCCUAAGUCGAGUCUAGGAGCUGCACUUUGAGUGUUUGGUCCUCACACAGCAGACACCCACCAGCUCAAAGUAAACCCGGGUUUGAGUGGCUCUAGAAGAUUUGACUCUCAGUCCGAUUUAUCGUCAGCCUUCAUCUCAUUAAAGUGUGUUCACAGUUUUUGUCUGUAUGCGAACUCACAUGAACUGCUGCUCAGACUGUGUCACUUUUUCUUCACACAUGCUGCUGCUGGACCAACAGAGUGGCGGACAAACCCUUCCUGUUUCGGUUUCAACACAGACCAGUUCCUCUUUGGCCGGCACCGUCUGACUGUUGGGGUGAGAGGGGGUUAGGAAAGGCUGUUGUUGACCAGAUAUCUAUUCAGCAUUUCCUUAUGUUGUAGCUUCGGUUUGGCCCAAAAAUCCUUCUGGACAUUUAAAAGCAUUAGACUUGAGUCUCUUUCUUCGUAUUUUUAGCCACAGUUUUUUAUCUGUUGGUGUUUCAGUCAGAGUUUAGUAAUUUCCCCGUGUAAUGGCCCCAGUUUGGCCGUGUGUUGAUAAGUGUUCACGUCCUAGUUAGGUAAAGUAUUUACUGGUGUGUGGCAAAAGUUUGGCCAAUCAUUUAUGGAUCUUUACUUGGGAAUUCGGCCCAUUUUUAACUGGAAUUUAAGCUCAGGCUAAGCCCAGUGUUAAAUUAUAUUAAGCCUAAAUUUAGUCCAGUAUUUACUGGUGUUAAGAAUUAGUCCAGUAGUCACUGGUGUUUAGUUUGGGUUUAGUCCAGUAUUUACUAGUGUUUAGCCCAGGUUUAGUCCAAUAUUCACUGGUGUGUAGUUUAGGUUUAGUCCAGUAGUUACUGGUGUUUAGGUUUAGUCCAGUAUUCACUGGUAUUUAGUUUAGGUUUAGUCCAAUAUUCACUGGUGUGUAGUUUAGGUUUAGUCCAGUAGUUACUGGUGUUUAGGUUUAGUCCAGUAUUCACUGGUAUUUAGUUUAGGUGUAGUCCAAUAUUCACUAGUGUUUAGCCCAGGUUUAGUCCAGCAUUUACUGGUGUUAAGGUUUAGUCCAGUAUUUACUGGUGUUUAGUUUAGGUUUAGUCCAGUAUUCACUGGCGUUUAGAUUGGGUUUAGUCCAGUAUUCACUGGCGUUUAGAUUGGGUUUAGUCCAAUAUUCACUGGCUUUUAGUUUAGGUUUAGUCCAGUAUUCACUGGUAUUUAGUUUAGGUGUAGUCCAAUAUUCACUAGUGUUUAGCCCAGGUUUAGUCCAGUAUUUACUGCUGUUUAGGUUUAGUCCAAUAUUUACUGGUGUUUAGUUUGGGUUUAGUCCUAGUAUUUACUGGUGUUUAGGUUUAGUCCAGUUUUCACUGGUGUUUAGUUAGGUUCAGUAUAGUAUUCCCUGGCGUUUAGUUUAGGUUUAGUCCAAUAUUCACUGGUGUUUAGUUUAGGUUUAGUCCAGUAUUCACUGGUGUUUAGUUUAGGUUUAGCCCAGUAUUUACUGGUGUUUAACCCACGUUUUGUCCAGUGUUCCCUGGUGUUUAGUUUAGGUUUAGUCCAGUAUUCACUGGUGUUUAGUUUGGGUUUAGUCCUAGUAUUUACUGGUGUUUAGGUUUAGGGUUUAGUCCAAUAUUCACUUGCGUUUAGUUUAGGUUUAGUCCAGUAUUUACUGGCAUUUAGUUUAGGUUUAGUCCAGUAUUUACUGGCGUUUAGUUUAGGUUUAGUCCAGUAUUUACUGGUGUUCAGGUUUAGUCCAGUAUUUACUGGCGUUUAGUUUAGGUUUAGUCCAGUAUUUACUGGUGUGUAAGCCUUGGUCUUUGACAGUAUUUCCUGGUACUUAAAGUUUACGUUGGCUAUGUAAUUAUCUUAGUAUUUGGUCCAAGUUUAGUCCCCCUUUAUCCUCUGGUGAUCAGUCCUCUCUUGAACCCAAGUUUUUGUUUUUAUGAAGUCUUAGUUUUAUCCAUAAAUUUAGUGUUUCUUUAAGUUGAGGUCUGGUGCCUUAUUUUCCACUGUUUUGGUUCUGAUCUGGUCCAUUAUCAGGGGUUUUAGCCGCAUUUUGCCCAGUAAUUUUCUAAUAAAUGAUUCUGUCGAGGCUUUAGUUGAAUUAUAUAAUGAAAAAAAAUGAGCCAUAGUUAGAUUUUUUUUUACCGUCACAGUCUUCUCAUUUGGCGGGGCAGGUGUCUCCUCUCUCAGAGUAUUUUUGAAGAGACCACACCGCCUUUAGAUUAUCCCGGAAACCUCUCCAAACCAAUUUUUAGAGUUUUCUUCCCGUCAAAGCGUCAGCUGUGCGGUGACUCGGUUCCUCUGUUGCUAAUGAGAUUCCUCCUAAAACAGCAAAUUUCAGUGAAGAUACAGAAAAAGAACACAGCUGACAUGACGAAACUAAAGAUUCACAAGUUCCUGAAACAGACCACUGACACCAGGACGGGGACCACGGGGAGUCUGACUGAUUCAGUAUUUCUGACAGAUAUAAAGAUAGAUAGAAAGAUAGAUAGAUAGGUAGGUAGGUAGGUAGGUAGGUAGGUAGAUAGAUAGAUAGAUAGAUAGAUAGAUAGAUAGAUAGAUAGAUAGAUAGAUAGAUAGAUAGAUAGAUAGAUAGAUAGAUAGAUAGAUAGAUAGAUAGAUAGAUAGAUAGAUAGAUAGAUAGAUAGAUAGAUAGAUAGAUAGAUAGAUAGAUAGAUUUAGGAGUAAAUAGAUAUAGAUAUAUAUACUCAUCUAUGCUGUCCGUCUCACGGAGCAAGUGGAUUUUACAGUCUGUGAGAUUUAUCGUUCGAUAUUUACAAUAAAUUUUGUGACAUUGAAAAACACAACAGUAUUGACGAUGAUUACUGAGCUCUGAAUAUCAGACUUUAUCAUUUCAUACAGAGUCUCAGUCUUGUACUCGGUCGUCGUGGUUUUUCUAACCAGGACAGAAGCUGAAAAACUGGUCUGUUCUGACCUUUUCUUCACCACACCGUUUACAUGUUUAUUUCAUUUUUUCAUGUGCACUUCUACAUCCUUUUACUACCAGGGAUGCUGACUCUGAGCUGAUAACAUGGGUGGCUUGUCUCCCCUUUAGAGCGGAGAAUGAAAAGUCCAAGAUUUCCAAAAAGAAUCAGAUCCUGAUUGGUCGAACCACUUCAUGAUAGAAAAACACCCUGAUGGCUCACAGAGAGAAGGGAACUACUGCGGUUAUUUUGGAUCAUAUGUCCUCCUGACUGAGCCUCUUUUCUCCCUGUGGUGACUCAUGUUCAUAUUUCCAUCCUCUAACUUAUAUUUAACAGUUUAUGCUGAUGAUUUACGGACACUGAAAUAAUACCGUGUUUGUUUCUCACCAAGAGGAAGAUCGUUUUCACACACUAAAUGUGUGUUUGCUGCAGGUCACCGAGCUCCAUUCCUCUUCCUCUUCCUCUUUUUUUAACAACCUUCUUUUUCUUUCUUCCCACCGUCACUCUGUUUUACACUCACUGCCCUCUCUGGACACCUGGAUCAGAGAGGAUCAGUUUCUCAGAGUUCCUGAAUGUAUUUGGAGUUAAAUCUUAGCGCAGAUAGAGAACGUUUCUGACUGUCUGUAUGAAGGUUCGAGCUUUUGGGUGGCUGCCAUCUUUUGGACCAGACCUGACCAUAUUUGGACAAAAGGGUGGAGCAAACGGUCAGCUAUCUAAGAUACACAGUCUGUGCCUGUGGCUAAGUCAUUAGCAGCUAAUGGGAUAGCUAACCGUGGUGUUUCCCACAGAUGGAGAUCGUGUUUCUUGCGGUAGCUGACCUGAGUUCUGUAUUUAUCGCACUAAAGAAGCUGAGAGGGUUUAAGAGCUUAAGAGUUGAUGUGGUUUUCUAAGAGUACUCAGCAGAUAACUCACAGAAACAGUCUCAUACUCACUACAGCCAAACUAUCCAUGAAGUGCAAAGAAAGUACGAUUAUUUGUCCAAUAUUUAGAAUAAAUAACCUCCAACAACACAAUCACAGGAGAGGUCAAGACCAGAGACCCAAUCAGCUGUCAGCUCCCACCUGUCACUCAAAAAGGCCACGCCCCAGAGUACAAAGACUCUGAUGAUCCUCGUACCAUCAGGGAUACUGAGAGAGGAGGACCUGUUUGGUUGAUCCUCUAAAGUUUUAACAUGGCGCUCUAUGGGGACUGACUCACUGUAGGAGACAGCCCCUGGUGGACACUUUAGGACCUGCAGUUUUUGGCACUUCCACUGACAGUCAGUACGUUUACAUGACACUCAAAAAACCAAAUUAUUGCCUUACUCCGAUUAAGACCGGACAACUGAAGAGCAUGAAAACACCUUAGUCUGACUAUAAUCGAACUCCGAUUGGAGUCGUAGAAGUCUGAUUAAGACACCGAGGUAAUGCGAUUGGAAUUCGAUUUUCUGUACCAUGUAAUCAGCGUAGUAGGAGUAUGAUCGGACAAUGCGUGUACACGUGCGCCACACCCUCGUAACCCCAGAGAAGAGGUGGUGCUAUCAUUUAAAGAACUUUCGACUCUGAAGUAACAACAUAACAUGGCUGAAACACGAAAGAACGUCCACUUUUGGAGUGACGAGGAGAGUGUCGUUAUGCUUUCUCUCCUGAAAGAAAUGGACAUUUUAAAGUAUAUGGACGGUCGGAAAACAAGGAACGGAGACAUCUUUAAAAAAGGUGCGGAAACAGCGCCACUGAAAAGACCCAUAUCGCCCCCUAGUUUUUGGGAGGACACUUUUACGUCAAUAAUUCGAUUUUCUAAGCUGCAUGUAAACGUGGACAAGUAGAGAAGUCUGAUUCAGCGAAAAAAAAAAAAGAAUUUUGAGCUUAGUCCGAUUAAGGUGUGCAUGUAACGCACUGACUGAUACUGGAGGUUUUUGUCACAUGUCACAGCGACCUCUGGUGGUAAAGAGAGGAGCUGCAGCUGAACAUUGAGAUCCGCUGUCACUCAGAGAUGCUUUUAAAGAAUCAGAGGAAACACCGUCACUGAGUUUAAUGAACAGGGUUACAGUUUAUUUCAACAGAAACCACAAUGACUUUCUGUCUGCUGAAAACUUCCCUUCCUAUAAGUACAGCUGCGUUACAAAAGGACGUCUUACAACACCUUUAACGUUUCUCUUUAGGCCCAAACAUGGAUCUAUCUGUCACUGAUAGUGGAGAACAAAUACAGAGUUUCCUCCUGUCUCUACUGGAUAAAAAGUUUUCAGAGUAAAACCAUCGAAAUAUUGAUGUGGUUCACAACUUUCUGCACAACAUCAGAGCAAAGAGAGAGAGAGAGAGAAGGAGAAGAACGAGUCGUAGAAAAGUGAGAAGCUGUGAGAUCAGAGGUGAAGCUUCCAGCAGGGGUGAGAUCAGCCGACCUCCGCCCAGAGAGAGAGAGAGAGAGAGAGAGAGAGAGAGAGAGAGAGAGAGAGAGAGAGGGGAGGGUGGGGUCAACGUCCCCAGAGUCUGGGCUGAGACUCUUUCUGACAUCUGGAGGGAGUCGGGUUUGAUUGUUCACAGUUGCUGAUCAUUUUCUGUCUUUGUGUUAAACCCUUUCUUUUCUUUGUUUCUGAUUUUCAAGUUUUCUGACACACAAACUCUGUGUGUCUACUACCACAAAUACAACCUGCCCAGGCAAUGAAAGGCAAAACAGGCAAUAAAGUAUUAUAAAAAAAUAACCAAUCUCCUCUGAAUGAUCUGACAUGAUACAGAGGAGUUUCUGCAGAGAGUGCUUCUGUCUGAAGAAGACGAGGAGCUCCCUGUCAGCAGUCUGCGGGUCAGACCUGAUAUCGCCUGGUCUGCUCUCUUUCUGUGACAGAUAUAAACAUAUAAGCCUUUAUUAUUAUCAUGCUAAAGGACUUCACAAUCAUCGCUAUUUGUAGAGACUGUAGACGUGUAACAGAGGUGGAGUGCAACUACCUUUUUAAUCUCAGUUUCACUAACCAGACCACAGUGCAGACGACAGCUGAGGUGGACAAGAGGAGGACUUAUAACUACUACUAUUAAAAAAAACACACACAUACAUGAGGUAAAGCGCAUUUUUUCAAACCUUUAAAUGAAAUGAAAAGUUUAGAGAUGAAUAAACUGUCCCGAGUGUCAGAUGGAGUUCCAGGUCAUCUUAUUUCUCCUCGAAAGAUGACGAUUUCAUCAGGUCAGACCAAAUUAAAGGAAUACUCUACAAACAGAGAAAAGAGUAACAAACAGAAAUUAGAGCAGCUACAAACUAGAGAUGUCCCAAUCGCAUAUUGAUAUUGGAUGACGACCCAAAAUCAAUAAAAAUAAGGAAUAUGGGAUUAUAUCAGCCUGCAUCUAAAAUCUCUGAUAUCAACACUCCGAUAAAAGCAGUCCAUUCCAGCACCCGGAUCCAGCAUGCAGAGCCCACAUGAUCACAACAACAGUGUGUACUAAGGUACUAACAAAGUACUAAGGAGUAGGAGCAAGGUCGACCUCGUGGCAGUAUUUUUCGUUAGAGACCGAAAGUUUGUGCAAAUAUCGGAUCAAUAUCGGAAUCGGCCAAUACUGAAGGCUACAAUAUCGGUAGCCUUUCAGCAGUAAAGAAGUUGUAUCGGACACUCCUUAGACAAACACAAUCUAAGCUGUUAGCAGCACUGACUGGGCCCUCGCACCUUUGGGCAUGAUCGAGCGUGAUGCACAACAUCUUUACACCAGGACAUUAGCGAAAACAUAAAUGUUAAAAAGCUAGCACCAUCGUGAAACCUGUGAAGUUCGGAGCAGAUCAGAUAUUUUGUGUUUAAGUUAGUACCAUGUAUCCUCAAAGGGGGGCGCUAUAACUGUAGUUGAAAAAUAACACAUACAGUAGAUGUGUUCAGGGUUGGACCAUGAACUCCAUGAACUCUGUUUGAAGUAGUUGGAUUACCUGACCUUGAAAAGAUGGAUAAAAAUUCAGAGUAAAAAAUCCUUUAAGAACGACCAGGAAAAUAGGACCAAAGAGCCUCAAACCGGAGGAACGAACAUGUAAAAAAUAAAAGAAUAAAAAAAUAAAGCUCACAGUUUAUCGAACAAUGAGACGAUAAGGAAAAAUGAGACCGAAAGUGGAACCGAGACUGCGUCUGUCACGUAGAUGUAAAUAAAGUUUUAUGUGGGAGGACCCCUCAUUACACACACUGCUCUCAUUCAAGUGUGUGUGUGUUUGAAUCAGUGUGUGUGUGUGUGUGUGUGUGUGUGUGUGUGUGUGUGUGUGUGUGUAGGAUAACAUCUCUGUUUUGUUUGGAGACCGUUUCUGCAGAGAUCAUUUCCAUAAACACAAAUACUGACAGAGGACUCCCUCCUCCUCCUCUUCCUCCCCCUGCAGGCAGACGAUGGGACGUCAUGUGUCUCUGAACAAACUGUGUUAACUGAAGGAAACUGAAGCAUCUCUGACGACCUCGUUAGGAGGAGGACUCGUUAGCCAAUCAGAAUCACCGGAGGUAAGCUCAGAGCCGUAGAAAGAGUAAAGACCUGAAAAUUUCCCUUAGACUCUGUAGAUGUUGGAUCUGAGUAGCAGGAUAUCCUGAUCCAGAUUUGGACCUUUUUUUUGGUCGAUUUUGGGACAUUUUUAUUGGUCAGGACAGCUGAGGAGGGACGGAGGACGGCAGUUGAACCAGCAACUGCUGCAACCAGAACUAAAGCUGAUGUAACACUGUUGUUGUUGUUGUUGUCAUCAGCCCAGUCAUUUCCAUCAGCUGUUGAAUCCCGAGUAUGAUCCCUGUUAGGGUGACCAUAUUCUGACUUCCCAAAAAGAGGACGCGACUACGCAGGGGUGGAAUCUCGCAGUCACACAAAGCUAAUUUUGAAAGUUUUUUAGGUCGGAUCAAGUGUCUUUUACGCGCCUCUAAUGGUGCGUUUGAGUUACCUCAAGUCAGAAGUCCGAGCUGAUAAUGACAUCACACCCGAGUUUCCAGCGUUUCAGUUACCAAGUCGGAAAAAAGCAAAAUCGGAGGCGGAAACAAGAUGGCUACAUGUACGAAAGUUAUUGUAGUGCUUGCCUUGUCUGAAUAUAAGGCAAGCGCUAAAGUAACUUCGUUUUUUUCCGCUUCCGAUUUUGCUUUUUUGUGAUUUGGUAACUGAAUGCUGGUAACUCGGGUGUGACGUCAUUCCCAUUUCCAAAGUCUGACUUCUGAGGUAACUCGAACGCAGCGUAACUCAGUAAAUCCACGUGACACAAAAUUGAAACUUACAUACACAACCGCGGACAUUUGAAGAAUUUUAUAAACUUCCACCGACAGGCUGGGCAGCCCCCCAAAAAGAGAGGACAUGUCCGGGUAAAAGAGGACGUAUGGUCACCCUAAUCCCUGGAGAGCCCCAGCAACAUUUUCAGACAUGUUUUUAAUUCUAUUCCUGUCUCUAUUUUGUUGUUAUAGUUCAAAUUCUUUUACUUUUACUUGAUUUUUUGUUUCAAUUUUAAGUCAAAACGGCAAACCAGUCAAAGACUCUGGCACCACAGAGUGAGAUUUCUGUCAAAAGAAAAAAGGAAGAGGAUUUUUAAAACCAGAAACAGCUCAAACAUCUCUACAAACACUGAGAAAAACAGGAAGUUAACCUGCCAGGUGCUGCUGUUAACUUCUCUUAAUCUGUGUGUUUCAGGUUGCCGCAGGCUCAGAGGUCAGAGGUCAUCAUGCAGAGUAUAAAGUGUGUGGUUGUGGGUGACGGUGCGGUGGGGAAGACCUGCCUCCUCAUCUCCUACACCACCGGAGCUUUCCCCAAAGAGUACAUCCCCACGGUGUUCGACAACUACAGCAGCCAGGUCUGUUCUGCUCUUGUUGGUCCGGUCUAAUGCGACCACACAGUCAUCGCUCAUGCGGUGUUGUAUCUUAUCGUAGCUUAUGGUGUCACCUGACCACGCCCGUGUGUUUACCUCUGUGUGAUGUGUUCAGGUGACGGUGGACAACAGGACCAUCAGUCUGAACCUGUGGGACACGGCGGGUCAGGAGGAGUACGACCGGCUGAGGACGCUGUCGUACCCGCAGACCAACGUCUUCAUCAUCUGUUUCUCUAUCUCAAGCCCCGCCUCCUACGAGAACGUCAAACACAAGUGGCACCCAGAGGUCAGAGGUCAAACAUUAGUUUGAUUGAAGUUUUAAUGGUUCUCUUACUAAAGUUAUUAUCAGGAUGUGCAUACCUGGUGCAGCCCAGUGCAGAGGAAGAACCGGUCCAGACAGUCUAGACCAUAGACUGUAUAUACUAUGGACAACUUGGUUCUGCCUUCCGCCAGUAUAUGGAUUUGAAGCCAAAUUGCUGUCAGUAUUUCUGUGUUUUUUCAACACUUCCGUAAAUCACCACUUGUGCAGUAGCGUUAUGCGCAUUCGGUGAGAGAGUCGCUGCGAUGAUGCAAUCUUGGUAUGCUCAUAGGCUGUAUCAAGUGUCAAUCAUAGAAAACAUGAACCCCCUAAUAACUUUUAAAAAUGCACAAACCAGUCCUACAAUAACUACAUGUCAACAUCUCAACUAGGGGGGAAAAAAAUUAUAUUCUGUGUAAUAAUAAAUUUUUCCACAGCUCCAUAGGGAUUGCUGGAGGAGGUGGGCUUUAUGACCCAUACUGCAACCCGUCACCAGAGGGUGCUGUUUUCACGGUGGCUUUACCCAGAGGCACAUGGCGUCCAUUCCAUAUACAGUCUAUGGUCUGGACCGGUAUGAAAUAGGAAGGAGCUAGGGUUGGACAUUAAGUCUCAAGAAAUGAGCAGUCGGAAUCGGAAUCGGAAUUGGAAUCGUUCAAAAUACCCGACCCUAGGAGCAAAUGCUGUUGCAUUAACAAGGGAUCCCUGAGCGUCAGUUAUGAUUGAAAUGAACUCAGACAUGUUGGACAUGCACUCCUGCAUAUUCCUUCAUGUGUGAAAGUCUUACCUUUCCACAUAAACGCUUUUUGACUCGUGCCUGCCUCGUCUCCUCCUCAGGUGUCUCAUCACUGUCCCGGCGUUCCCAUCCUGCUGGUCGGUACAAAGAGUGACCUCCGGAACGACAGCGACACCCAGAGGAAGCUGAAGGAGCAGAACCAGACGCCCGUCACCCACCACCAGGGCACCGCCCUUGCACGCCAGAUCCACGCCAUUCGCUACCUCGAGUGCUCUGCCCUCAACCAGGAAGGCAUCAAAGACGUGUUCACCGAGGCCGUGAGGGCCUUCCUCAACCCGCAGCCCACCGUCACCAAGAAGCCCUGCGUCCUGCUGUAGGACCAUACCAAACCGGAUCAAACCAGGUUAAACCGGGGUUGGUCAUGUGGCUGCACUGUCUGAGAGACUUUUUGGAAAUGUGUAAAAAAUUAGAUUUUAAAUGUUCAGUUAAAGUUUUACGGUUGAUGAGAUUAAAAAAGGUCUUUUAGGACUUGACAGGAGAAGGAGUAUCCUCCACAUCUCGAAGCAUUUCAGGAGUUCAGUGGACCCGUUAAAGUCUCACUGCCGGGUCGUGUGUGUUUUUCCUGUUCUUUAAACUGAGUACUCGUCCGAUACCCCAGAACCAAACAUCUCUGGUUCUGGUUCGAGUUUGACCCUCCAUCAAUGUGUCUGGAUGAACUUUCCUGCAGCUUCUAGUCACUUGAGGUUGAACAAGUCUCAGUUUCACUGUAACAAAAAAGUCACACUAAAAUCUGUCUUCAGAGCCAAGAAGCCAAAACCAACAGGUCUGACUCUAAAAAGGACGCUGAAAUAACUGCGCUGGAUGUCAAUUGGUAAAAAGUCUAAAUUCAGGAUUUUUCAGGUCUGUUUAAAAGGCAAAAAAGAAAACAACCCCUAAAAUGUAAAUUCUUAAAUUGAGUUUGGUUUGAUCAUUUCUAAUUUAUUUGAAUUUGCUUUUGACUUUGUGAAAAACUGCAGCUCUUCAUGAAUUUGUUUCCCUUUUUAAUUGAGAACCUCUGAAGUACAGCAGCGAACAAAAGCCUUCAAAUUCGAUUUAUCAACAUAACUCUAACACUGACUGUUUUUAAAAACCUCAGAUCGAUGUAAGACAGGGAGACGAAAUUUGCACCAAAAAAAAAAAAUACAAACAAAAAAACAAACUUAAACACAGUUUUAGGUUCAGUUAGACUUUUUCUACCUAAAAAUAUCACAACAUCUGAUGUACCUUCAAAAUAAAAGCCAAUGAAUCCCUUUGCAGCAGGGUCCAAAAUUAACACCUACAAAAUGCAGUUAAAUUAACCUGUUAAUGAAACUGAGAAUGAACUCCAAUAAAGUUUACAUCCACAUUAAUUAGUUUGAUUUAUGGUAAGUUCAGGUCAGAUUUGUUGGAUCAAUAGUUUUCAGCUUACACUCAUUAAAAAACAAUAAAAAAGAUUUAAAAAAAGCUGAAAUACUUAAAAAAUAAUCAGAUUUUAAAAUGAACAAACAGUAAAAUGAUGCUGUUACAUCAAAUUAAUCUGAAUAUAGUUAUAUUUUGGCUUUCCUGGAAACUCAUAGGAAAUAAACAGCUCAGAAAACUUAACAAAUCUGUUCUUUAAGUAAGAGUUUUAUCCUGAGAGAUUCACAUUUUCUGUUUUUAUUGAGACUUCCUGAAUGUUGACUCAUUUUAGCCCCAUAAAAACUAAGUUAGCAUCUUCUGUUAGCAGAAAUGUGAAUGUAGGAAGUCCACCUUUCUAAUUUUUUACAAAAUUGAAUUUACUUUUCAACAUAAAUGUGAUUUUCUUGAUGAUUUUGUUUUUAAUUUACUGUAUUUUUAUUUAAAUAUGAAAAAUUAAAAUGUUUUACAAAGUAUGAA